AUGGUACUCGUGCAAAAAUGGACUUGUGAUGGAAAAGAUUCAAUCAGCGAGAAAGGAUCUUUGGUCUUUUAUUGGAAUCGAGCAGGAGCAAGGAGGCAAACCACCUCUUAUUUUUGGAGUAAAAAAGGGAAGUUUUAUAUUUCGGCUCGAUCGGACUCGAAUUUCUUCAAAAAUAAAGGGGGCUGUGCUCUGAAGCCUGAAGACAUAGACGAGUACAAAGUAUGCGACGAAAAUGGAGAGCAAGUGUAUGUUCUCUGGCGGCAAAAUGUUACUGAAAGUGAGGAACUGAUAGACAAGUGGGUGCGCUGGCGAUAUGAGAUCAAGUGGUCAAAAUAUCACAAGACAAAAAGGACUUACCACCCAACACCGGCCUUUUUAAAAAUUUCAAUGAAUGACAAAAUUAUCAUCGAUUCUGCUUCUCUGAGUCCAGAUCUGUUUAUGGGCAGAAACGACGAAGUCUUACCGUAUUUCAAAGUCGGAAUUUAUAACUCAGACGGAUCUGCUGAAGGAGGAGAAAAUGCAGAAGUGACCAUUCGAAAGUACAGAGAAAGCUUAUUGAAGAUGGAAGCCGAAGAAAUUAUAGAAGAAAAAGUGGAAGUCCAAAUUCAAGAAGAAACCAACGAGGUGUACAUUGUUGAUUUAGAAGCUGGAUCAGGAGAGCGAGACGAAAUGUUAGCGGAAAAUGUGACAACGACGAAAACGGUUACAUCUACUACAGAAGCUCCUAUUCCGGUUGAUCUUGUUGCCGCACCAAGCAAAUCAAGAAAGAGAGACAAAGAAAAAUGUAGAAAUGGCAAGAAAAAACUGGGUCCCGACGGAGAAUGCGUCAAACUCUCAAAAGAAGAGCGCAGAAGACUUCGAAAAGAAGGCAAAAUUCGAAAGCCAAGAGAGGCAGAGGAAAUUGCGAAGCCAAAACUGCCACGUUCGAAGGCGACAAAUAUGCUCCGCUUCAAAGAUUUAACGCAUGUGAAUUCUACUUUCGAGUUCUUACCCACUGAAUACGGGAGAGAGAACGAAAGAUGUGUGUUGCAGCCUUUUGGAACUUCGAUAUCGCAUAAUUUGAACAGGGAGCUCUCAGCGGGCUUUCGAGAUAUGGGCUACGAAAGAAAAGAAACUAAGGCGAUAGUUAAUGCGCUCGUGAAUGCCUUGACUGCCAAUGAUAGAAGAAUUCAGCGCCUCGAAGACUUGCUUGUCCGGCUUCAAAGUGACGAUGCGGACGACUUUUGA
Molecule: messenger RNA, 1227 nt
Organism: Oikopleura dioica
Lineage: Eukaryota; Metazoa; Chordata; Appendicularia; Copelata; Oikopleuridae
Source: the annotation of a GenBank genome assembly